AUGAUUGGGCAUUUGUUUGAUUCGGGAUUUGAACUGAAGAAUGCUACAUAUUGGUCCACCGAUUCCACUCCUAGUGGUUGCAUUGGGGCAAUCCAGAAGAGUGCCAUCAGGAUAAGGGAGUUCGCAAGGUUGGUGCGAAGAGCGUCAUUGGAUUUCUUUUUCACGUUGGGCGCCAAUGAAACGGCCGUCUACUUAUGGUGUUGUUAG
Messenger RNA from Clunio marinus, 207 nucleotides. The record is from the annotation of a GenBank genome assembly. NCBI's taxonomy places the organism in Eukaryota, Metazoa, Arthropoda, Insecta, Diptera, Chironomidae.